Molecule: messenger RNA, 2146 nt
Organism: Verticillium dahliae VdLs.17
Lineage: Eukaryota; Fungi; Ascomycota; Sordariomycetes; Glomerellales; Plectosphaerellaceae
Product: TRIAD3 protein
Exons: 2
Coding region: 191-2146 (651 amino acids)
Source: RefSeq, a predicted model, not a curated record
GCCUCUGCCUCUGCCUGUGCCACGGCGGCAACUCCUCUCGUGACCACUUUACACACCUCAACAGCACGCCAUCCUCUUCUCACGCCCUCUUCUCACGCCCUCGUCUCACACCCUCGUCUCACGCCCUUUGCCAAAAAAAAAAAAGGAAAAGAUAUGCCACUCGGGCAUGCGACAACCAUGAGCAGGCACCAUGCCGUUCACAGUACUCCUCGGCACGUCCGCUGAUCGACGCCUCUCCCAUCGCUCUUCCAAGUCUUCUCUGACGUCCCCCCCGACCGAACCUCCCGAACCCCGUCUCGAAUACAUCCACGACGAGGCCCAGCUGCAGGACCCGCCCGAAGAAUGCCCCGAUCUCCGCGAGCUCAACAACAGCCUCGAGGCCCUGGCGGCCCUGUUUCCGAACGUUCAACCCGAGGUCUUCCGCGAGAUGCUGGCCAACUUUGACAGCGAAUCCAGGCUCGCCGUCGUCGCCGAUGCGCUGCUGAAGAACCACGUCAACUGGGUCAAGGGCCGAUGGAGGAUCGCCCAAGACAAUGCGUCUAGUGAUGCCUCGGCAGCCCUUCCGACCGUUCCGCCCAAGGACGCCUUCCGCAGUGACGAGUACAAAAAGGCCGUCCAAGCUCUGGCCUGGACCGAGUUCAAGGGCCUGACGCGCGCCGCCGUCAACGCCGUGCUCGCCGAGUUCAACUACUCCUAUCUCGACGCACGCAGGACCCUGCUCGACCUGUCGGCCAAGUCCUGGCGCUUCACCAUCUCGUCCCUCUUCUCCCGCCGCAAGCCCGCCACCGCCGGCGAUGCCGAAAACCACCCCCUCGUCAUCUGGCGGUCCACCGGCCACGGGUCCAUCACGCCGACGCUGCGCGCCACCGGAAAUGCCGAGCUCGACCGCGAGCUGUACGACGAGCUCAUCCGCCCGCUGAAAGACCGCGCCCGCGCGACCCAGCUCGACAGCGACCGCGGCCUGGCCCGCGCGCUGAACAGCGAGGAGGCCGAGGCCGUCGACGCCCUGCACGAGUGCUGCUGCUGCUUCACCGAGUCGACCUUUGAGGAGUUCACCCAGUGCAACGCCGACGGCCACAUGAUCUGCUUCCGCUGCGUCCGGCUGGCCCUGACCGAGGCCGUCUUCGGCCAGGGCUGGCACAGCAGCAUCGACACCCACGCCGGCACCCUCCGGUGCCUGGCCGUCGACGGCGCCUGGCUGGGGCGGACCACAUCCCUACCCACCAACUUCUCUGUGCCCAUUCUCAAGGAAGAGGAUAGACGCCUCGGCGACCACAGCCUGCUCGCCUCGGGCAUGCCCCUCAUCCGCUGCCCCUUUUGCGACUACGCCGAGGUCGACGACAUCUACCUGCCCCAGCACGAGGACAGCCUGCGGCCCCGGGCCGACGGCGUCCUCAGCGCCGUCUUCCUGCUCCUCUGCGUCGGCUCCAUCCCCUUCCUCAUGCCGCUCGUGCUCCUGUCGUCGCUGCUCUGCCUCGCCAUGACCACGUCGCGCGCCUCGCUGGCGACUCACUGGUCGCGCGCCCUGCACCGCCGCCGCCGCCGCCGCCGCGGGCCCAAGUUCACGUGCCGCGCCCCGCGCUGCGGCCGCACCUCGUGCCUCGCCUGCGCCAAGCCCUGGGCCGACGUGCACGUCUGCAACGAGUCGUCCCUCGUCGCGCUGCGCACGCAGGUCGAGCAGGCCAUGAGCCUCGCCAUCAAGCGCGUGUGCCCGCGCUGCGCCACGUCCUUUGUCAAGAACUCGGGCUGCAACAAGCUCACGUGCCCCUGCGGCUACAAAAUGUGCUACGUCUGCCGCAAGGACAUUGGCGGGCCCGACGGCGCCGGCGAGGGCUACCGCCACUUCUGCGACCACUUCCGCCCCGACGGCGACCCCCGCCCCUGCGACGAGUGCGACCGCUGCAACCUCUGGGAGAGCGAGGACACGGACGAGGUCCUGCGCCGCGCCCGCGACGAGGCCGAGCGCCGCUGGAAGGAGACCGAGGCCCGCGACCUCAGCGGCGCCGAGCGCGUCUUCCUCGACACGGGCUUCGCCCCCGCCGCCCCCGCCCGCGACGACCUCUCCGUCGAGCACGUCCUGCGUGCCGGCCGCCUGCCGUCUGUGGCCCAGAUUUGCGACCUCAUCGUCGAGAAUCUGUUUGUGUGA